Rhodotorula toruloides NP11 is the source of this 2556-nucleotide messenger RNA. RefSeq names its product Golgi complex component Cog3. Lineage: Eukaryota; Fungi; Basidiomycota; Microbotryomycetes; Sporidiobolales; Sporidiobolaceae. Gene Ontology annotation, biological process: intracellular protein transport; Golgi organization; intra-Golgi vesicle-mediated transport. Gene Ontology annotation, cellular component: cis-Golgi network; membrane; COG complex. The record is from RefSeq and is a predicted model, not a curated record. Bases 1 to 2556 code for a protein of 851 amino acids. The transcript has 9 exons.
AUGGCGUCUGCGAGGGCGUCGACGUCGCGAUACUCCAUCGACGACUGGGACCAGCUCGCACCGCUCUCGCCCGCGCAGUCCCAGUCCGUCCACCGCGUCUCGCAACUCGCCCAGGUCAAGCCUGUUCCACAGCACCUCGUCGCGGCGUCGAACAGCCGCCCGUCCACUCCCUCGUCCUCUGCCCUCCUCCGUACCGCUCCCCGGUCCCGCUCUCGCCUCGACCUCGCUCAAAUCCUCACCGGCUCGCCCUCUGGCUCUCCAAGACCCGGCUCUGCACGGCCUUCCGCCCUGGCCGGACUCGGAGAAGCCUCGGCCGACUCUCCCGACCCGCUCUUCGUCCUCCGCGAACCCAUCUCGACCGCCCAGCAGUUCCACGACUGGUUCUCCCUCGUCGAGUCGUCCCUCGAGCGGUCGCAGGAGUCGAUCUACGUCGACCACCUCUCGGAACUCGUCUCGCACCUUGAAACAUGCGACAACGUCCUCGCGGCGCUCGACGAGUCGCGCGGCCUGUUGAGCGAGAUGGAGGCCAACUACCGCUACGUCGACGAGAACUCUCGCGCGUUGCAGAUGGCGUGCGAGACGAUGCUCGAGGAGCAGAAGCAUCUCAUCGAGGUCACGGAGGCAAUUGGAGCGAGGCUCGAGUACUUCCGCGAGCUGGAGAAGGCGACCCGCGUACUCAACUUGCCUGGGGAGGAGAUUGUGCUCAAGGAAGACUUCCUCAACAUGCUCGACAGGCUCGACGUCUGCCUCGAGUACCUCAAAGCCAACCGCGACUUCCUCGACGCCGAGAUCUACCUCAUCCGCUUCCAGCAGUGCCUGACGCGCUCGAUGACGCUCAUCAAGAUGUACUUUGUCACGACGAUCCGGCGCAUCGCGGCAGAGGCGCAGGAGAAGAUGGGUGGCAAGGAACUGUCCGAGACGGCGCUGAACGCCCUCCUCUACGCCAAAUUCACCUCGUCUGCUCCGACCCUGCGCAUCCUCCUCGUCGAGCUCGAAAAGCGCGCUUCGGCCGACCCCUCGGAAUACGCCUCGCUUCUCUCCGAAUGCUACUCAACCUACUUUGCCUCUCGCUCUGCCCUCCUCGGUCCAGGCUUGAGAGAGGAAGUCAGGAGGAUGGAACCGGACAAGACGGAGCUCGUGAGGUUGGCCAAGAUGGGGUGUGCGUAUCUCAGGGGCGUUUGCGCGACGGAGUGGGGACUGUUUAGGGAGUUUUUCGCGAUGGGCGACAACGAGGUCUCCGCCUUCCUCGAAUCCCUCUGCGACACGCUCUACGACUCCCUCCGCCCUCGAAUCCUCCACGAACCGCGCCUCUCCUCUCUCUGCGAACUCUGCGCCGUCCUCAACGCAAUGAUGGCGCUCGACUCGUCCCCCACCAACCCUUCCUCCGCCGACGCAGACGAAGAAGAGGAAGGACAGGCAGGGAUGCGGUUCUCGAUCCUCCUGCAGUCGCUCCUCCAAGACGCCCAAACACGCCUCGUCUUCCGCGCACAAGCAGUGAUCCAGUCCGAAGUCCUGCACUACGUCCCCUCCCCCUCCGACCUCGAUUGGUCCGACAAACUCUCCACCAGCUCUUCUUCUGGGGCGAUGUGGGAGGAGCAAGCGGAGGAGGAGGGAGGAGCGAAGGGAAGGUUUAGGGUUCCGAGGGAGGAGAGGAUGGUAGGGUGGUAUCCGACGCUGAGGAAGACGGUUUGGGUGUUGGAGAGGUUGAACGCCUACGUUAACGACGCCAUCUUCCAAGACUUUGCCGCCGAAGCCGUCACCCUCUGCCUCCAAUCCCUCAUCUCCGCCUCGCUCCUCAUCUCCUCCCGCCCCGCGACCGCCGAUUCAAAGAAUGAAGACACCGAAGAUCGCAGGACGGACGGCUACUUGUUCCUUAUCCGACACCUGUUGUUGUUGAAGGAGAUGGUGAGGAGCGUGGAUUUGAGGCAUGUGGAAAGGGCGGCGGAUUGGUCGAGCGUCACCGAGGCCCUCAACACCCUCCUACGCAAUACCUCGACCCUCUUCAACCCCCGCGCACUGGUCGACCUCGCCUCGAAAGGCAUGCCUAACUUUGCUGAAACGAUGACGGACGCCAAAUCCGACCUGGACUUGGCGCUCAAGAAGGCAUGCGAGGAGUUGAUCGCCCACUUGGCGCUCGCGCUCACGAGCGAGAUCCGCGCGUUCUUGGAUCGGUGUACCGCGUUCCUCUCAUCCCCCUCGCCCUCCUCAACCUCAACUUCCUCUCGCGACUUGCCCUCCCAGCCUUUCUCCACCCCCUCCCAAGUCCUCGAACUCCACUCCACCUUCUCCUCCACCAUUCACCAACGCGCGGAGGGGGUGAUGGAAAGGAUGCGAAAAUGGUUGGAGGAGGAUAAGACUGUGAGAGUGCUUGUUGGGCCUUUGUGGGACGAAGUUGGUGAGACGUAUACGACGUUCUACAACCUCGUGAGAUCGGAGUAUGGGUUCGAAACGAGUUCGUGGCUCACGUCGCCCGACGAAGUCCUCGUGAGGCUCAAGGCUGCGGAGGAGGGUCAAGGACGGUUGGAGGAGCAGGAGAAGGGCGAGGAGGAGAAGUAG